Camellia sinensis is the source of this 683-nucleotide messenger RNA. Its product is annotated as protein FAR-RED IMPAIRED RESPONSE 1-like. Gene Ontology annotation, molecular function: zinc ion binding. Gene Ontology annotation, biological process: regulation of DNA-templated transcription. The record is from RefSeq and is a predicted model, not a curated record. NCBI's taxonomy places the organism in Eukaryota, Viridiplantae, Streptophyta, Magnoliopsida, Ericales, Theaceae.
AAAGUCAUUCAACUUGGGUUGAUGAAAAUCAAGGAUGAAGUGAGAACAGUUCAAUCAAGUAGUGCGAGUAAUGUGCCAUGUACUAGUACUUUACCACCUUCAAGUAGUACUUUACCACCUUUCCAUACUUCACCAAAAAGUCCGCCUCGUAUCAAUACUAGAAAAGAAAGCAUGACUCGCAAGGUGCUCAGUCCUUUGGUUGCUCGAAGAAGAGGCCGUCCAUGUACGAAACGGAAGGUUAGCAAGGUUGAUGCAAUAGUGAAUCGGUUGAAGGGAAAAAAUAAGAAGGAUAAUCCGGGUCAAAAGGUGCGUCAAGGUGAACCUCGUAAGUUAAGCUUUCCUUGUACGGGAGGCGUGCAACACACUAUGUAUGAACCGGUGCCGCCAAAUGAACCUUACUAUUAUCCUUCUAUGGAUGCCAUAGCAGACAGUAUGUAUGUACCGGCACCAGUUAGUACAAUUGGGGACGACAUUGGAAGCACAUCUCAUACUCAAGCUGGAAUGCUCAACAAUAUUACCAGUCAAAGUUCGAUAGUACCACCAAAUUUUGUUGACUUGAACAUCGACGGGGAUCCAUUUUUUUUUUAGUUUCGAAGUGGUAAUUGUAACCUGUGUAUGUUAACUGAAAGAGUAUGACUGACUUUGUAUGUUCAGUGAAUUUGUUGAAUUUCAGCUGUUGAACA